AUGUGGUUCAGUUUAAUAUUAAUAAUUCAUUGUAUUUUGAUUACAACUGGUCAAUAUAAAAGUCUUUUUGAUUAUGAAUGUGAAACAAACUUGAAUUGUACGAAUCAUUUGGCUAAUUCGAUAUGUUUUAAUAAGAAAUGUAUAUGUCAAUUUGGAUAUAAAUUAGGUGGAUGUAUAGUAGAAAAAAAUGAAUUACGUUAUCGUCGACAAAUUAAUUAUGAAAAUAUAGGUACGAGAAUGUUGGGUGAAGAAUGUGACUGGAGUAGUCAAUGUCGUCAAAUGUCGAUUGAUAACACAAAAGUAUGUUUUGCACAUAAAUGUCAAUGUUCGCAAGGUUAUGUACCUAUUGAUGCUCAUCGAUGUGUACGAGACUUCGUAUUAUUACCGUUAAAUAUACGAGUUACAAAAUCAUAUCAAGAGCCAUCAUCGGGAUAUGGUUCAACAUGUUCGAAAAAUAUUGAUUGUCACCAGACUAGUUUUCAUCUAGAAUGUAUUCAAGGAAUAUGUGUAUGUUUAGAAGGUUAUGUACUGUUAGGAAAAAAUGUAUGUUAUAAUACUCGUGGACAAGGAGAUUCAACUGAAAUAUCUACUCCAUUCAGUACAACAUCAACAAAUCAUCCAGUAAAUAAUGAAGUGAUUAAAUCAUUAGGUAAAAUUGGUAAUACAUGUAUAAAUGAUUAUUUUUGUCGACAAGCUGUAUCUCAAUCUCAUUGUUAUAAUGGAAAAUGUGCAUGUGUCGAUGGUUAUAUACCAAUUGAUCAAUAUUCUUGUAUAAAAGAUAUGUAUAGAGAUACAACAAUAAAAUCAACACCAAUACCAGUUAAUUAUAAAAGUCUAUUAGGAGGAAAAUGUUUAACCAAACGUAAUUGUCAUACGCCAAAUGCAGUUUGUUUAUUUUCUAUUUGUGCAUGCCCAAAAGGUUAUUUUCCUGUGGAUGAUUGGACAUGCUUGGAAGAACCGGAAUCAUCUGAUGAAGAAUUAAUUGAAGCAACGUCUGUCAUAUCAACAACAACAAUGAUAACAACUACAAAAAUGACAACAUUUUCUACAACAAGUACCUUUCGUUGGUGGCCAUGGUCACCAACAACAACAACAUUUUCUACAACAAGUACAUUUCGUUGGUGGCCAUGGUCACCAACACCAACAACAUUUUCUACAACAAGUACAUUUCGUUGGUGGCCAUGGUCACCAGCACCAACAAUUCGUACAGCAUAUCCGAAUAUGGAAAAUACAUUUAGUGUUCGUUGUUUACUUAAUCGACAAUGUGUUAGUAUGGAUAAAAAUUCUCAUUGUACAUUUCUUGGACGAUGUAUAUGUAAUCGAGGUUAUAUAUUAAAAAAAGCAAAUAGAGGACAAUAUUGUAUUCCACGCAUAAUAAAUGAAGAAGAUUGUGACUAG
Messenger RNA from Rotaria sordida, 1398 nucleotides. Lineage: Eukaryota; Metazoa; Rotifera; Eurotatoria; Philodinida; Philodinidae. The record is from the annotation of a GenBank genome assembly.